Messenger RNA from Tetranychus urticae (two-spotted spider mite), 2327 nucleotides. RefSeq lists its product as uncharacterized. NCBI's taxonomy places the organism in Eukaryota, Metazoa, Arthropoda, Arachnida, Trombidiformes, Tetranychidae. The record is from RefSeq and is a predicted model, not a curated record.
CCAACUUGGUAAAUAAAUAAUCAUUGACUAGAUCACACCAUUCGGCUGAAUAAAUAUAAAUUGUAUCAAAUAGUAUUUUCAAGUAUUGCUUUCCAUCUCUACAGAAAAAAUUUCAUUAUCUUACAUUGUUAGUGUUAUCCGGAUGAAUAAUUUAGAAUAUCCAAUAGUUAACUCAUUUUCAAAGUGUUUCAUAUUUCUUAUUUCCAUGUUAUUACUUCUGAUAAACAAGGUUCUUUACGAUGAGAUUAAAGUCCAUGAAAUGCAUAAUAUUUGUUUUAAUCAGUUUCUGGUUGUUUUACAUUAUUUAUGAAUUACAGUUUAUCGGAAAAUCUACCAAAAUUGAUCAUGAAAAUGUAUACGAAAAUCGUGAUGAUUGGUAUGAGUCCAACUCCAUGCUAUGUGAUCUUCCGCACAAUAUGGAUCCUCAUGAUCCAAUGAUUAAAGGUUUCAUCAAGAAAUUAGGCCGAACGAUAACUUGUGGAAAAUCAGAGGAUGGAAUUUUUAAUUUUCUUUACAAUCUUUAUCAAGGACAAUCCUUAUCUUAUAUGAAUGACUUUGAUCCAAUUGUACGGAUAAUCCAGAUUCGUGGAUAUGAGAAAGCAUUCAAGUGCAUGUAUCAACCAUUUGAUCGUGAAGGUAUUGAUGAUAACAGAAUUCAAUAUUUGGAAAAGAGACCGAUAAUUGGUUAUAAAUUAGAUUUGGAAAAAAUUGGAGCUGAGUUUGUUAACAUCCAAUGCAAUCGUUCGGGUUCAUUAGUUUAUAGUAACAUCCAUUCGUGGCCAAGUCGAGUUCCUUCCCAUGCAGAUGCCACAUCUUCCAAUAACAAAGAUCAUUCGAUGAUUAAUAAUUAUCCAACACCAGAUGUAAAUAAGCAAUCUGUGAUGUUUCUUGUCAUAGAAUCAAUGUCUUUCCUCAAUUUCAAUCGAUUCAUGGUUAAAACGAAAGAAGCAUUAUCGAAGUUGUCUAAUAAUUUCAUUCUUCGAGGAUUAAACAAAAUGGCUGAUAAUACUUUCCCAAACAUGAUGCCCCUUUUAUCAGGAUAUCGACCCUAUUAUGAAGAAUGGCCUUUCAAUUUCGAUGUAAAUAGAGGUCCAUAUGAUGAUGUUUCAUUCAUUUGGGAUGAUUUCAAAAGACAAAACUAUACAACUGGUUAUAUUGAAGAUGGUCCGAAAUACGCAUUAUUCAAUCGCAUGGGUUUAGGAUUCAAAAAAGCUCCAACCGAUUGGUACCCGAGACCUUAUUGGUUGUCCAUUAAAAAUGAUCAAUCGAACGAGUUUCAUAGAUUCUGUUACAAACAAAAGCCUAAAAUAAUUUAUUGGUUGAAACAAAUCAAACAAUUUCUGAACAAAGUCACCAAAACGAAGCAACCGUUCUUUCUUUGGUCUUUUAACAUUCAAGUUACCCAUAAUGACUUUAAUAAUGCUCAGCUCAUUGAUCAAUAUAUUGCUGAUUUCAUCAAUUCUUACCGCCAUAUACUUGAAAACACUGUUUUUGUAAUCAUGGGAGAUCAUGGAAAUCGUUUUGGACCUUUAUUUAGGACAGAAUAUGGGCAAAUCGAAACUCGAAUGCCUCUAUUUAAUAUUCACAUUCCUCCUCAAUUAUCACAUAAGCAUCAACAUUUGGCUUAUUAUUUAAAGAUGAACGAGAAAAAAUUAACUACUUGGUUAGAUGUUAGGGAAAUGUUGAAAGACAUUGUUUCAGGUAACUAUGAACCAAUUGUUCCUUCUUCUAAACGUACCGGUUACUCUGUUUGGCGGGAAGAAGUUCCUUUAGAUAGAACCUGUCAAGAUGGUUUGAUCCCUUUGGAGUUUUGUUUAUGUAUAAAGAAACAAAGUUUCCCUGUGAAUUCAUCAUUGGCUCAAACAGUAUCGACUGCCUUAAUCACUCGACUCAAUCAAGCUUUAUCAAAGUCAAAUAAUAUCUGUCAUGAGCUUUCUCUCAAAGAUAUUCAUAGUGUCAAAAUGGUUCGAUUACCUGAGCAACUCAAUGCAAGCAAUCGUGUUGAAGUAACUAUAACCGCCAAUCCUUCGAAUGCACUUUUUCAAGCGCAGCUUUACUUAAAAAAUACAACGAAGUUGGACAACUCAGGUAUUGAUGAUUGGAUGCUCGAAGGAGAUGUUUCCAGACUCGAUGCCUAUUAUUAUCAAUCAUUGUGCAUUAAAGAUAGAGUCCUUCAGAAAUUUUGUUACUGCCGAAAAAAGAAACAGUCCAAAUGACUCAAUAUUUCACUUAUUACAUUGUGUCUAAAUUUCUAGUUGCACUACCUUACAUUGAAUCCACCUAUUAUAAUAGCAUCAUGGAGUUGUUACAGUCGUUUUUAGUAUAGA